CUCUGGAAUAUUGUGUCCUCAUCGCAUUCAACGCGAUGCCCAAGUUUUACGGCCGCGGGCGAUGGGACCCGAAGCUCAUCUUCCUUCAGAUGGUAUGCGUACAGUGCUCACAUUACCUUGCCCUUGGUGUCCUGCUCGCCGUGUUCCACGGUCACAACAUCACGAUGGACCAGUUCUUCUCGUACAAGAUUCAUGCGUUUGAAAGCGUCGACGGCAUGCAAACGUCGACGGCACAUGUGCUUGGCGGACUCGCGAGUGCGCUCUUUCUGUGCGUCAUCGUCGAACGGGCAAAGAAAUGUCUCGACUUUGGACUCACCCUGUACUUCAUCGACUUCGUCAUCUGCUGUCUUUACGGGGGCCUUCCAUCGAGCAUGACGUGGUGGGUCGUUCACGCCGUUUCCCUUGGCAUUACCGUCGUCCUAGGUGAAUAUCUGUGCUCUCUUCGCGAAUUGCAAGAGAUUCCGAUGCUCGAUCUGUUUUCCCAGCGGCGUCCGCAUUCCCCGACCAAAUCCCACACCCAGUUGUCGUCUACUUCGACGAGCAGUACACCCCAGAAGCAGUCUUAACAACUCGCAUGUAUCCUGUCGAUUCCCGUGCUUUGUACAAACUGACGAACCACCAGCGUACACCACGAACCCAAGCAACUUCACCCCGCAUCUGCCGUGUGUAUUCCCGCAAGAUCACGAACAGAGGUCCUGAAGUCGCGACCUGACAAUUGGUUCUCCAUGUGGAGAAGUAAGUGUCUGAAAGGUAUGAUGGACUGAAACGCGCAACAAGAAGGUCCCCAUUUGCUCCGACGGUGGAUUCGUGCGUCGCCAACACACGAUGCUCCAAUUCAACUUCCUACCGAGGUGUCGUGCAUUUGG
Messenger RNA from Aphanomyces invadans, 866 nucleotides. RefSeq lists its product as hypothetical. The coding region runs from base 36 to 566 and encodes 176 amino acids. The transcript is spliced from 4 exons. Gene Ontology annotation, cellular component: trans-Golgi network; Golgi membrane. Lineage: Eukaryota; Oomycota; Saprolegniomycetes; Saprolegniales; Verrucalvaceae. The record is from RefSeq and is a predicted model, not a curated record. Gene Ontology annotation, biological process: Golgi to plasma membrane protein transport; protein localization to Golgi apparatus; Golgi to endosome transport.